Messenger RNA from Oikopleura dioica, 2880 nucleotides. The record is from the annotation of a GenBank genome assembly. Lineage: Eukaryota; Metazoa; Chordata; Appendicularia; Copelata; Oikopleuridae.
AUGCUGGACAUCGAGAGCAUUCUAGAGCGGUUUACAAGAAAAACUCAUCUUUUGGAAGAAGGUUGGCGAAUUAUUGCAAAGCAGCUCUUGCCACACAAAAUUCAAGCUGAUUACGAAGUUGAUUUUGGUUCCGUUGACCUGACUUCAUUGGUUGUUUCUGAAGCUCAUUUUCCCGUAUCAGUAACCGGAAUGUACUAUUCUGAAGAUGGAAUAAAUACGCACCAGCUAAUACUUCAACAAAUCGAAGAAGGGUAUUUUGUUCUUACUCUUCGAGCUGAUCAAGAUCCGAAAAAGGGUUCAAUUCGGAUUCCGGUUCAGAACAGAUUCUUUUUGAACUCCGAGGACGAGCUUGAAGACUAUCCAAAUCAAAAUAUUGAUGCAUUUUAUGGUGAUCCUAGCGGGAUAGAGCAAGAAACUUGGUACAUUUUCCCAACCGCUUAUUUCUUGAAAAUCGAUAAAAUUAACAGAAAGCCGAUUGAAGAAAAAAUACGAAAAUUCAAUGACGCUUCAAUUGACAUGCUUUCUCGAGUUUAUACCAAGCGAUUUUCUGAUUAUACUGACGAUGCGAUGCCGUACUUGCUCAAUUGUCUUGAAAGAACUGAAGCAUUCGACUGGAAAUUUGUCAAAUUCGAACGAAACUCUGAUAUCAUGCAAGUCACGAUGCCCGAUGACACGAAAAAAAAACUCAAACUCACCCCAAUCAUGAAAGAAAUCAUCAAAGAUCUUGAACAGAAAAAUCAUCCAAAGCUUUAUGGACCACCCUUGAGUCGAGAGGAUUUGAAACGAGUCCAGUCGUUCUUUUUGAUCGAAACUGUUGAAGAUGUCGUCGAAAUAGAAAUGCAGAAUCAGAAAUGGGAAACAGCCUAUAUUUUCGAGCGGAACAAAACUCUUUAUCUCAAGAUUCGUGGCAGAGAGAGUACGAGAGAAUUUCCUCUUUCAAAAGAACAGGCCCUCGUUUUCACAGACUACAAAGAAGAAUUCCAAGGAGAAGCGAUCAUCAGCAAGACUUUGAUUGAUCGAGGAGGAGAGGGUCUCGUGAUGGAAAUGGAAGUUGAUGGAGUAACUUACGCUGCAAAAGCUCAUCUCUUUGAUCUUUCGAUUCUAAGCCAUGGGAAGAAAGUCACGGACUAUAUAAUUGACACUGAUAUUUUUGAUGAUCCUCGAAACGACCUUGUCCAACACAGAAACAUCAUCAAGCAUGUUGCCAAUUCACGAAUUUUCCACAAAGACGACAUCGAGCGAACUGACUGUUUGGGCUGGAUAACAUUUAUGCCCAAAAUGAAGCAGAAUUUGUGGAGAGCGCUCGAAAAUGCAGAACUUGGACCUGACGAGAGAAAGCGUAUUGCCCGAUCGAUUUUUGAAGGAAAGCGAUUUUUGCUGGAAGAGUAUCGCAUCGUUCAAACUGACUUGAAAGCGUCAAAUAUGUUUGUGACUUAUGAUGAUUCAGCAAUUAAAAUUGGAGAUUUCGGCCUUGUUAUCGGUCAAGGCGACCAAGUUCAUGGCAGUUAUCAGAUAAGAUGUCACAAGAAAGAGAGUAUUUGGACAAGAAAACUCGGAUAUCGACGACCCCAUGAAAAAUUUCUCAACGAAGAAAGGCUUCUUUCUGGUACCCCUGGAUUUACCUACAGCAAGGCAUUGAACAAUCAGCCAGUCGCUGUCUCUCCCUUUAGGAGGCUUCUGAUCUUCCUUACCUGUGAAUGGUUCACUGCUUGGAACAUCAAUUUUUUCACAUCAAUCCCUCUUGAAACGAUCAAAUUCAACUUUCAACAAUGUGGACUUGAUUUCGAAGUUUUCCUUGCCCCGCUACGCCUUCAUGAGAAAGAUGCCAAAAUCGACAUUCUGCAAAUGAAAUUCGGCCAAGCGACGGAUCCACACCGCUCAAGAAUGCGAAUGAUUCACGAAGUCAUGAAAAUGAACCGAGUGGUUCAAAUAAGCCUCGACUCUUUUGGACAACAAAUUGAAAUUUCCAACAGAACCGCGAAAUCGGUCGAGAUGCUGAAAUGGAAAGAAGAUCUUUCAAGACACAAUUCUUAUGAUUUCCAAAAUGUUACAAAGCAUGCAAUCGAUCAGAAAAGUUCUGAAUUGUCAGUUUCCAUUUCUGUGACGAAUUUACUACGAUAUGCAAUCAAGGAAAGACUUCGUGAAAUUAACCCGAAUACUGUUGAUGAUCAAAUGAAGCCGUACACCUUCGAUUUUCUUUUGAAAACAUUGAUAUUUCACAUUUAUCCGCGAAAUUUUGAUGGAAUGGACCUGAACCCAUCCCCUAGAAGAAAGUACAAAGCCCAACAAAAUAUGAGUGUCGACAAAUUGCUCCGUCGACUUGAAGAGAAAAAUUUCAUGUUUUGCAUUCCCGUAAGGAAUCAAGAAACAAAUGAAAUUGAAUACCCGUUUUUCGAAGGAUGGAAACAGCUUCUUUUGUUGAUAAAAGAGCAGGACUUCAUCGCUACCUCAAAGUUCUUUUUUAACUCAGUUGAAUUGAAUGAGAAUUUCGUUUUCGACCGACCUCUGACUGUUUCUUGCUGUUACAUAACACAAGAUGAAAAUCGAGUUCUCCACGAAAACUGGCAUCAGCUUCUUCUUGAUCGCGUCGACACCGUUAACAGACAGUACAUUCUACAAAGCUCCCUUGUUGAUGAGUCAUUCCCUGAAAUGACUGCUUGUGUGAAAAUCCCAAUGGAGCGACCGUAUUAUAUGCAUAACGACUUUUUUGUGCGAAAUCAAUUUGUCCAACAAAAUAAUUACCAAUACUUUGACCCAGCAGCUAAUGUUUUCAUGAAGCUCGUCAAUGUUGAAGUUGACUGUGGCAUCAAGACAAAUAUGUGGUAUCUUUUCCCAACUGCUUAUUCUAUUCAAAUCAUUGAUAAAGAAUUAUAUGUGUAA